Capra hircus (goat) is the source of this 3291-nucleotide messenger RNA. RefSeq names its product DEAD-box helicase 10 (gene DDX10). The transcript has 18 exons. The coding region runs from base 146 to 2782 and encodes 878 amino acids. The record is from RefSeq and is a predicted model, not a curated record. Gene Ontology annotation, biological process: rRNA processing. Gene Ontology annotation, molecular function: RNA helicase activity; nucleic acid binding; ATP binding. NCBI's taxonomy places the organism in Eukaryota, Metazoa, Chordata, Mammalia, Artiodactyla, Bovidae. Gene Ontology annotation, cellular component: nucleus.
UCGGGGGUGGGCUUCUGGUUUCGCGCCUGCGCAUUCGUGCUCUCGCCCCACGCCGGUUCCGCGUCCUCUCAGUGCGUUAUCUCCGCGCCUGGCCCGAGCGGUCUCAAGUCUCACCGAGCUGUGGGCUGUCGCCGUCGCCGCCGCGAUGGGAAAAACCGCGGACUCUCGGGCUACGGGAGCCCGGCCCGACCCGGUGCGGAGCUUCAAUCGUUGGAAGAAGAAACACAGUCACAAGCAGAGCCAAAAGAAGCAGUUGAGGAAGCAGCUGAAGAAACCCGAGUGGCAGGUCGAGCGCGAGGUUAUCAGCCGCCUCAUGCAGAAUUACGAGAAGAUAAAUGUAAAUGAAAUUACAAGAUUUUCAGAUUUUCCCUUGUCCAAAAAAACACUGAAAGGUUUGCAAGAAGCCCAGUACCGUUUGGUAACUGAGAUACAGAAGCAGACCAUUGGGUUGGCUUUGCAAGGUAAAGAUGUUCUCGGGGCUGCCAAGACUGGAUCUGGCAAGACUUUGGCCUUUCUUGUUCCAGUGCUGGAAGCCUUGUAUCGCCUGCAGUGGACCUCAGCAGAUGGGCUGGGGGUUCUGAUUAUAUCACCUACAAGAGAACUGGCCUAUCAGACAUUUGAGGUUCUCCGAAAAGUAGGGAAGAAUCAUGACUUUUCAGCUGGCCUCAUCAUCGGUGGAAAGGAUCUGAAGCAUGAAGCUGAGAGGAUCAAUAACAUAAAUAUACUUGUUUGCACACCGGGUCGGCUUCUUCAACACAUGGAUGAAACAAUAUGUUUUCAUGCUACCAAUCUCCAAAUGUUAGUUCUUGAUGAAGCAGAUAGAAUCUUGGAUAUGGGCUUUGCUGACACCAUGAAUGCUAUUAUUGAAAACCUUCCCAAGAAACGUCAGACUUUGCUUUUCUCAGCUACACAAACCAAAUCUGUAAAGGACCUUGCACGCUUGAGUUUGAAAAAUCCUGAGUAUGUUUGGGUUCAUGAAAAGGCAAAAUACAGCACCCCUGCUACUUUGGAACAGAACUACAUAGUUUGUGAGCUGCAGCAAAAAAUAAGUGUGCUGUAUUCCUUUUUGAGAAGCCACCUGAAGAAGAAAAGUAUUGUAUUUUUCUCCAGUUGUAAAGAGGUUCAGUAUCUGUACCGAGUGUUCUGCCGGCUGCGUCCUGGUGUUUCCCUCCUUGCCCUGCAUGGGCGACAGCAGCAGAUGAGAAGAAUGGAAGUCUAUAACGAAUUUGUUCGCAAGAGAGCUGCAGUGCUCUUUGCUACUGAUAUUGCAGCCAGGGGACUGGAUUUCCCGGCUGUAAAUUGGGUUCUUCAGUUUGAUUGCCCAGAAGAUGCCAACACAUAUAUUCACAGAGCGGGGAGAACUGCCAGGUACAAAGAGGAUGGUGAAGCUUUAUUAAUUUUGCUUCCCUCAGAAGAAAAAGGGAUGGUGCAGCAGCUUCUUCAGAAGAAAGUGCCUGUGAAGGAAAUCAAAAUCAAUCCAGAAAAACUUAUAGAUGUUCAGAAAAAAUUGGAAUCGUUUUUAGCUCAAGAUCAAGAUUUAAAAGAAAGAGCUCAAAGGUGUUUUGUCUCCUACAUACGUUCAGUGUAUCUGAUGAAGGAUAAAGAAAUAUUUGAUGUGAGCAAGUUACCUAUACCUGACUAUGCCCUGUCUCUUGGUCUUGCUGUGGCACCACGGAUAAGAUUUCUUCAGAGAAUGCAAAAGCAACCCAGCAAGGAACUGGUAGUGAGUGAAGAUAAUAAAGUAAUUGAGCCAAGGGCUCCUUCCCUCACCAAUGAUGAAGUGGAAGAAUUUAGAGCCUACUUCAAUGAAAAAAUGUCUAUUCUUCAGAAAGGUGGGAAGAGACCAGAAGGGACAAAUUACAGACUGGCUAGUGGCAUUAGUGAUAAAGAGGAAGAAGAGAAAGAAGAAGAUGGUAAAGAAGAAAUGGUCGGGAAACUGAGAAGAGCAAAAGGAUCUCCACUUGAGUCUGUCCCUAGCAGUGAAGAGUCCCAGAAGGACAGGGAAACCCCUGUGCAGUUCUUGGACAGAGAUGACGAGGAGGACGACGAUGGCCUCGAGACUGACUUCUUUAAAGUGAAGCGGCACAACGUGUUUGGGUUGGAUCUUAAAGAGAAUAAAACACUGCAGAAGAAAGAACCUUCUAAAUCCAGUGUGAAGAAAAAAGUGACCAAGAUUGCAGAAGCAAAAAAAGUAAUGAAGAGAAAUUUUAAAGUAAAUAAGAAAAUAACAUUUACUGAUGAAGGAGAGUUGGUUCAGCAGUGGCCACAAGUGCAGAAAUCUGUUUCCAAGGAUACUGAGGAAGAGGAUGAUGCUGGUGGUAUCAACCUAGAUAAAGCAAAGGAAAGGCUUCAAGAAGAGGACAAAUUUGACAAAGAAGAAUAUAGGAAGAAAAUUAAGGCAAAGCAUCGGGAAAAAAGACUGAAAGAAAGGGAAGCCAGAAGAGAAGCCAGUAAGAGACAAGCAAAGGCUAGAGAUGAAGAGGAAGCCUUUUUGGAUUGGAGCGAUGAUGAUAAUGAUGGAUUUGAUCCAAGCACACUUCCAGAUCCAGAUAAGUACAGAAGCUGUGAAGAGUCAGAUAGUGAAGAUAUGGAAAAUAAAAUCAGUGAUAUCAAGAAGAAGCAGACAAUGAGGAAAAGGAACAACAGUGAAGUAGAAGACGUGGGACCAGCAAGUCGUGACAGAAAGAAAACCAAGUGGGAAACCUUAGAACCUUUGGAUACGGGCCUGUCUUUAGCUGAGGACGAAGAACUGGUGUUACAUCUGCUCAAAAGUCAAAGCUAGAUUGUUCCUGCUCUUGUCUUCUCCUUUAAACCUCUGGUCAUGAUUAUGUGGACAAGAAAUUGAAAAAAACAGUAGGUUUGGGGGCACUUAAGUAACAUGAGUCCCAUGUCUAGAGGGCCCAUUCUUCAGACAGGAGUGACCAUGUCUCUAAGCCCCUUUCACGGGCUGUGCUUGAAGCAUCCCAGAGGAAACUCACAGUGACAGUGGAUUAUAAAAUUUCCUGAUCCUGUUUUCCAGCAUGUGCUCUGUUAGAUUCUAUCCAGGGGUUCCUACAUCUAUCAUUGGAAAUGCUUCCUGUGUUUUACUGGCAAGUUCUGAAGACCUUGUUUCAUUGUUAGAGGUUCCUGUCUCGCUUACCAUACAGAAGUUUCUCUGUGAUAUUAAACAAAAUUGCUCACAAUUUUGAUAUAUUUAAUAUCUCUAAAGAGUAUGAUGGACCAGCCCUGAGAAAAAAUGAAUAUUUUUGAAUUGUCACGAUCAAUAAUAAACAUAUUUCCUAUAAAAUGAAA